AUGGCUGAUGUGACUGAAGGUACAGGUAGCCACAUUUCCCCCACACCUCUUGUCUCGAACUCUCUCAUUUUUUCCUACACGCCUUCCCACUUUGCUUUGUCCACCCUCACGCCCCUCCCUUCCAUUCGUCCUGUCCUUAUCCCGCACCUCUUCUUGCCCCCCUCCCCCACUCGCCCAUUCCCCACUCACUCCUCCCCUCCUCCACCUCCCAACACACUUCGGUUUCCUCUCGCUCCUCGUCAUUUACUCCCAAACACCCCUCCCCUUACUCUCACCCGCCCCUCCUUUCCACUUGCACAUCUUCCCUCUAUUAAAGAUAAAGGAAGGACAGUGAGAAAAGCUAGAGGAAAACGAGACGAAGUAGAGAGAGGAAAGCUAGAGGUAAAGGACGAAGAGGUAGGGAGAGGAAAGUUAGAGGUAAGGGACGAAGAGGUAGAGAGACGAAAGAUAGAGGUAAAGGACGAAAAGAUAGAGAGAGGAAAGCUAGAGGUAAAGGACGAAGAGGUAGUGAGAGGAAAGUUAGAGGUAAGGGACGAAGAGGUAGAGAGAGGAAAGAUAGAGGUAAAGGACGAAAAGAUAGAGAGAGGAAAGAUAGAGGUAAAGGACGAAGAGGACGAAGAGGUAGAGAGAGGAAAGUUAGAGGUGAAGGACGAAGAGGUAGAGAGAGGAAAGUUAGAGGUAAAGGACGAAGAGGUAGGGAGAGGAAAGCUAGAGGUGAAGGACGAAGAGGUUGGGAGAGGAAAACUAGAGGUAAAGGACGAAGAGGUAGAGAGAGGAAUACUAGAGGUAAAGGACGAAGAGGCAGGGAGAGGAAUACUAGAGUUAAAGGACGAAGAGCUGGAGUGA
Messenger RNA from Ylistrum balloti, 846 nucleotides. Its product is annotated as nipped-B-like protein B. The coding region runs from base 1 to 846 and encodes 281 amino acids. The transcript has 3 exons. NCBI's taxonomy places the organism in Eukaryota, Metazoa, Mollusca, Bivalvia, Pectinida, Pectinidae. The record is from RefSeq and is a predicted model, not a curated record.